Molecule: messenger RNA, 5100 nt
Organism: Melitaea cinxia (Glanville fritillary)
Lineage: Eukaryota; Metazoa; Arthropoda; Insecta; Lepidoptera; Nymphalidae
Exons: 2
Coding region: 1-5100 (1699 amino acids)
Biological process (GO): DNA integration
Molecular function (GO): nucleic acid binding
Source: RefSeq, a predicted model, not a curated record
AUGGAGAAUUUAAUCAAAGUUCAGAUGAAUCUUUAUGAUCGAAUGUCAAAGGCUUUACAUAACUAUAAAAAAUCUCCUAAAGAUCGUAUAACUAAACAAUAUCUUGAAACUAGAAUGGAAGUUUUGGAUGGGUUUUGGUCUCAAAUUAAUGAUAAUCAUAGUAAUAUCAUUAAUAUGUCCAAAGGGUUAACCGAACCAUAUUUCAAUGAGGAUAUCAUAGGAAACAUUGAAAAUUUAUAUCUUGAAUACAAAACUAUCUUAAAACUUGCUUUUUCAUCUUUACAAGGUACCAGUAAGGAUAAUUCUAAUGUAAAUGUUCCUAGUUUUAAUAUAAAAUUGCCGCGAAUAGUUAUUCCAACAUUUAGCGGUCAGUAUUCAGAAUGGACUACUUUUAGAGAUCUUUUUGUUUCACUUGUCCAUUCCAAUAGUCAAUUAGAUAAUGUUCAGAAGAUGCACUAUCUGAAAGGAUAUUUGUCCGGUGAAGCCGAACAGCUUCUGAGACAAAUACCCAUAGCGGAUUCAAAUUAUGAGAGAUGUUGGUCUUUACUUAAUUCUAGAUAUAAUAACAAAAAAUACUUGUCGCACUUUAUUCUAAAACGUUUAUUAAGUCAAAAAAACAUUACAUGUGAAUCGUCUUAUGGUUUAAAAAAUUUAAUUGAUACUACAAAUGAUUGUUUGAGUUCACUGACUAACUUAGGCAUAGACGUAAGUACCUGGGAUAUCAUUAUUAUUCACAUACUUACCUUGAAACUCGAUCCGGAGUCCAGAAAGCAGUGGGAAUUCUCUGUAACUAAUAACAACACUUCUGAUGAAUUACCUACAUUUAAACAAUUUACAGAAUUUCUAACCAACCGUUAUCGUGAUUUAGAGUUUUUAGACUCAAAACCAACACCUGUAAAUCGAAAUAUUAAUGUCCAAAAUAACAGUAAUAAUACUUCUAAAGUAAAUACGCUUAAGACUUUUCAUGCUUCUUCAUUUAAAAAUCAGUGUGCAUUUUGUAAGGAUAAUAAUCAUAGUAUUAUAAAUUGUACUCUUUUUUCUCGAGAAACUGUAGAAGCUCGACGCAAUUUUGUCCAUAACAAUAACUUAUGUUUCAAUUGCUUGGGAGGGAACCAUUCAGCAAAAUUUUGCCGAAACUUAAAAACAUGUCGCAUAUGCAAAAGGCAACACCAUUCCCUAUUGCAUCCAAGUAAUAAAGGUACUGCUGAGACAAACCCCGUCAGUACAAAGAAUAGUAAUACACUGCCGCCUAGAGAGGUUACUUCAUCGUGUUCGGAAGUUGAAACACCCGUACACGUAGCGGGAAAUUCGACUCCAUUAGCCACAUUAUUUUCUACAGAACAAGCUCGUAGUCAAGUAUUGUUGGCUACUGCGUUAGUCAAGGCCGCGUCGAAGACUGGAGAACAUGUUAUUAUUAGAGCGUUGUUGGAUCAAGGAUCACAGGCAUCGUUUGUUACAGAAGCAACUGUUCAGUACCUAGGAUUAAGGAAAAUACCCAUAACAGAACAUGUAUCGGUGCUAGGAGGUGAUAAUAAAUUAUCUCCAAAAACAAUGGUGUUAAUAAAUCUCAAAUCCUUGGUUGACCCAUCUUAUGACAUCAAUGUGAAGGCUUAUGUUUUAAAAACAAUCACUAGUCUUCUACCAAGUAGGAAGCUAGAUAUAUUGGAAUGGCUCGAAACUCUUGAGAUAGAGUUGGCAGAUCCGAAUUAUCGCACACCUAAUAAAAUUGAUAUUUUAUUGGGUGCUGAGGUUUACGGCAAGGUAAUUCGAGAAGGUAUUAAAAGGGGUCCUCAGGGUUCACCGGUAGCGCAAUGUACAUCUUUUGGAUGGAUUGUGUCUGGUGAGAUAAAGGCAGCAGAUAGAGAUAUCAAAUUAAAUGAAUAUAAAACUUUUCACUGUCGGACGGACGAGAAUGAUAUGCUCAAACGUUUUUGGGAAUUGGAGUCGGACUUGGAACUAACAAAGCACCAAACAAUGUCAGACGAGGAACUAAUUUGCGAAAAACUAUUUAAUAGUACUACUAAAAGGAAUGAAGACGAAUUUUGUAAUAAAUAUGAAGCAGUAAUGGAAGAGUACUUACAUCAUGGUCAUAUGGAACCAGUACCUAUAUCGGAAGAAAAUGUAUCAAAUGCAGUUUACUUACCUCAUCACGCAGUAGUGCGAGAUGAUAAGGAUACCACGAAGCUAAGGGUUGUAUUUGAUGCAUCUGCAAAGGGGAAAAAUGAGGUUUCAUUAAAUGAUUGCUUGUUGAUAGGCCCAAGUCUUCAACCAGAUCUACGGCACAUUUUGAUGCGUUGGAGGAUACAUCCUAUUUGCCUAGUAGCUGACAUUGAGAAGAUGUACCGGAUGGUCAAUGUAGCAAGAGAGCACGUUGAUUUUCAGCGUAUAAUCUGGAAGGAUAAUAAAUCAGGUGAAGACAGAAUUUUCAGACUUCUUACUGUUACAUUUGGCACGGCUUCUGCACCAUAUCUUGCAAUAAAAGCACUUCAGCAAGUUGCAAUCGAUGAAGGCAUCAAUUACCCUUUAGCAGCAAAGGUGACUUUAAAUGAUUUUUACGUUGACGAUCUGUUGAGUGGAUGCGAAUCUGUAGAGCAAGGGCUUAAGUUAUACAACGAGAUGAAUGCUAUGCUGAGCAAGGGUGGUUUUAAAUUACAUAAAUGGUCAAGCAAUAGCAAUACAAUGUUAGAAAGCAUAAAGGGGGUAAAUAGUAACGAAGAAACAAUAGAAGGAAUACAUCUUAAACUAGAUAAUGUAUUAAAAAUAUUAGGAAUUACCUGGGACCGCAGCAGUGACUCCUUCGUGUACUCGGUGAAUCUUCCAGAGAUGCAGCAACCUGUAACAAAAAGAAAAAUAUUAGCUGAUGUGGCACGUCUAUACGAUCCGUUGGGUUGGAUAGCGCCAACCAUUGUACUAGCAAAAGCAAUGAUUCAAAAGCUAUGGUUGGCCGGGUUGACUUGGGAUGAGAUAGUGCCCACAAACUUAAUGGACGAAUGGAUCACUUACCGUGAUAAGUUAAAAGGGUUAUCAGAGUUUCGCUUACCUAGAUGGUUGGGUACUACUUCUAAUAAUACCACGGUGGAAUUGCAUGGAUUUUGUGAUGCCUCCAAGAUGGCCUAUGCAGCAGCUAUUUACAUUCGUGUAAUUAAUCCAAACGGUUUUAUUCACAGCUCACUUAUUGCAGCAAAAACAAAGGUAGCCCCAGUCAAGCAGGUGUCUAUUCCAAGGCUGGAAUUAUGUGGUGCCGUUCUACUUACCAGAUUGAUUUUAGAAGUAGCUGAGGUCAUGAAUAUUCCGAAGGCAAAUCUGCAUGCAUGGACUGAUUCAACAAUCGUUCUUGCGUGGCUCAACAGCCAUCCCAGUCGAUGGAAAGUGUUCAUCGCUAACCGCGUUUCCGAAAUUUUAUGUUCAUUGGACUCACAUCAAUGGGCACAUGUAAUAUCCAAACAGAAUCCAGCAGACUGCGCCUCAAGAGGUUUACAACCUUCUGAAUUAACACAUAAUGAAUUGUGGUUAAAGGGACCUGAAUUUCUUACUGAAGGUACAAUACAAUAUGCGAAACCUAAGGAUAUCAGCACUGACUUAGAGGCAGUAAAGACACAUUGUGCUGUAGUUAACACUCCUUUCAUUGAGAGGUUUUCUUCUCUUACGAGAUUAACUCGAGUUAUAGCUUAUUGUCGUCGUUUCAUUGCUAAGACUAAACGAUCCAAAGAUAUUGAAACCACUUACCUUUCGAGCGAAGAAUUAGCCGCAGCGCUAGAGGUGUGCAUUCGAUUUGUUCAACAGGAAUACUUUAAGGAAGAAUUGUCUGCAAUAUAUCAAAAUAAGACUUUAAGUAAGAAAAGCAAACUCUUUUCUUUAAAUCCGUUUCUCGAUGAGAAACAAUUAUUACGAGUUGGGGGCAGAUUGGAGCAAUCCAAUUUAAGCAGGGAGAGAAAACACCCAAUUCUGUUGCCACGGACAUCUAGUUUGUCGAAACUAAUUGUUGAAAACGCACAUAAAUGUACAUUACAUGGGGGACAUCAAUUGGUGUUGAAUUUUUUGCAAUCCAAAUACUGGAUUUUAGGGGCAAAACAGCUAGUAAAGGCUACCACAAGAAAUUGCAUAACCUGUGUAAAAAAUGCUGCUAUCACCAAAAAUCAAAUGAUGGGACAGCUUCCUACAGCCAGAUCCACACCAUGUCGUCCGUUCAAACGCAGCGGAGUGGAUUACGCGGGUCCCAUUCACUUAAGAACUUCUAAGGGUCGGGGACAUCACUCUUAUAAAGGAUACAUAUGUUUGUUUGUCUGUAUGUCCACAAGGGCCAUACAUUUAGAAGUUGUAAGCGACCUCACCGCUCAAGCUUUCUUACAAGCUUUUAAACGGUUUGUUGCUCGCAGAGGCCAUUGCCAAGAUAUCUGGAGCGACAAUGGAACUAGUUUCACGGGGGCAGCUGCAGAACUAAAGAAAAUGUUCGCUUCUGAAGCUGCAGGAAUAUUUAAGGAGGUAGCGGAAUCAUUGGCUAUAAAUGGAACAAACUGGCAUUUUAUCCCUCCCCAUUCACCUAAUUUCGGCGGUUUGUGGGAAGCUGGUGUAAGGUCCGUCAAAUUCCACUUAAAAAGGGUAAUCGGCGAUUCUACUCUAACUUUUGAAGAGAUGUCGACAGUCUUGGCACAAAUCGAGGCAUGUUUAAAUUCUAGGCCACUUUGUGGUGUUACUGACGAUCCGAAUGUUGAGGUUCUGACACCAGCUCAUUUUCUUGUGGGCGAAUCCUUGGUUACACCACCCGACUAUAAUUACGAGCACGAUGGAGUAGCGUCUCUUCGAAGGUGGCAGUAUACACAACGAAUGCUUCAAUCUUUUUGGCGAAAAUGGUCUCAGGAAUAUCUAACCAAAUUCCUACACAGAUAUAAAUGGGCGACUCCAUCUUCAUCACCUGCCGUUGGUGAUAUUGUAGUAGUAAAGGAGGAUGGUUUGCCUCCUUGCAGAUGGUUAUAUGGUAGAAUUAUUGAUACUCACCCAGGUUUGGACAACGUUGUUCGGGUAGUCACGAUUAAGACGAAUAAGAACACUGUAUUAAAAAGGCCAACAUCAAAACUAUGUAUUUUGCCAAUUGAAAAAUAA